UUAGGAACAGCUAUUAUCAUGAUAUCGGUAUAAUAGUUCCUAUUAUUGAAAUGAGACAUUAAAUUCCGUUUUCUUUUCAUUAGUAAUUCUAUUCAUUCGUCGCACAUUAACCUUACUGAACACAUGAAAAUAAAAAUGUUCUCUCGACAUAAUAAAAUAAUGGAUAAACGUAUAAAGAUCUUACCAGAAGUUUUGAUGAACAAUAGACUGGAGAAAGACAUACAGAAGAUGAUGUUUCCAGUGCAUCUGAUGUUCUCAAUAUUUCUAGCUUCAAAGUACACCAUCAAAGAUGAUUACGUCACUCCAAAAGGAAGAGUCUACCGCAUAUUUACAUUCGUCUUCGUAGCCGUUUUGUUUGGAAUGACUUUGAAUCGGUUGUUCUUUGAAGGGAUAGAAGAUACUCUCGGCUUAUACAACUUCGAUCUCGUCUCACUGUUCUAUAUAUACUUCUGUUUCUUUUACCUGACUCUUCUCGCCAUUCUCUUCUAUCUAAAUAUGAUUCACAGUGAAGCGAACAUUUCCCUCAUUUUGUUAAUUCAAAAAAUUUAUUUGGGUUUAGAUUUUAGUGAUAAUCUUAAAAUUAUCACUAGACGUAACUGGAUCGGAAUCGUUGGAACCUUUCUUUUGAAUAUUUUCCUUCAGUAUUUGUUCUACACGACAUUCGAUGAAUUCCAUUUAAUUGACACCAUUCUGGACUUCAUGUUUACCAUCUUUGAUUUGAACUUGGUCUAUUCCUUACUCGUCCUAUUAUUGUUGAGAAGAUAUCUCGAGAAAUGGAUCAAACUUGUGAUCGGUGAUUUUGAUGAUAAAACUUCAGUGAAACUUUUUAUUAUUUAUCGAAAUAUUAUUGAAGCUUACAAUCAUUAUAAAACUACGUUUAAGUUACUGGUAAGGUUAAUUUUCGAUAAUUUUUCCUAAUACAACAACAUCAAUAAUUAAAUUGUCUUUUCCAUCCACAGAUUAUGUUUCACACAGUCGAUACGUUUACCCGAUGUUUAUUCUACUUCACGAUGGCCUUGCAAAAGCUGAGAAUGUUGGAUAAUGUGGAGGAUGACAAAAGAGACCUGCAACAAUCAGUGACUGUAGUACUGGCAGUUGUGUGGUUAUCGAAGAACAUCUUCGUGCUGGUGAUGCAUAGCGUUCUGGGUGAGAAGUUUUACAUCACUAUCGAAGAAGCGGAGACCGCCUGCAUACAACGACUGAAGAAUAGAAAUUAUUUCGAAUAUGAAGGAGUUCUAUGUAAGGAAGUGGUGCAGUUGAACCGAGUAUCGUUUAGUAAGUUGGACGCGUUUGGCUUGUUCCAUAUCGAUGGUACACUACCACUGCACUUCGCUGGAAUCGUUACCAACUACAUCGUACUCAUACUGCAGACAAUGUUCCUAUAAUUUUGCCUUUUUCUCAGCUUUUUUG
Messenger RNA from Spodoptera frugiperda (fall armyworm), 1410 nucleotides. RefSeq lists its product as uncharacterized. The transcript has 3 exons. The coding region runs from base 963 to 1385 and encodes 140 amino acids. Lineage: Eukaryota; Metazoa; Arthropoda; Insecta; Lepidoptera; Noctuidae. The record is from RefSeq and is a predicted model, not a curated record.